UUCGUUUUCCACAUUUCUUAAGUAUCAUUGGAAUCAUCUCACUGAUAUCAAAUAUCCUUGUUCCUUGUUCUUGUUUUUUUUUUUUUUUUUUUUUUUUUUUUUUUUUCAACUAGGCAGGAGCUUACUUUAUCGUGACAAAUUCGAAGAGAUAGAUAUAACUUGUUUUUAAAUUGAAAAGUAUGGUAUUUAUGAGAUGUGUAAAAUGCUGCAAAUCGAGGUUCAUGUUUCCUAAGUUUAGCCAUUUUUAUUCUUCUUUUCUUUAUUGGGUUUAUGAUGACAAUCAUAUUGACUUUAAUGAACCUCAAGCAUUCAUGUCUGUGUGGGCAAAUAAAUCCAAAAUUUUUGGUUUAGACUUUGCUUUUGUAACUUAACACUUUUAAGUGCCAGCCUAAUUUCGAAAUAAAUUUAAUUUAUCCAUACAACAGGAUUUUGAUUUGUUGAUAUCCUCAAGGAAGUUUGCUUUGGAAAUUUUUAAGUCUUACCUAAUCUCACCCUGCCUCUGUAUAUAGUUUAAUGAUAAAUAUUUGAUUCAUUUGUAAGAAACUUGAAAACCUCGUGUUGAAAAAUUAGCAUCCUUCCUACCAAAGCAGUUAUGAUCGUCUUUCGUUGAUCACACUGGGCUGGAACAGUGGUAAUGACCAGCGUUUUGAACGGCGCAUUUCCAUCAUGUUGCUUUGCGAUAGAGACACUUUCUACCGUUCAUCCAAGGAUUUAAUUUUAGAAUAUACUUCAUGCACAUAACUGAUAGGAAAUAACUAUUGUUUAGUUUUCCGCUUGAAAAAAUGAGAAACCAGCCUAGACGCUCCAGUCCGUAAUCUGAGGGUUCCAUUUUUCAGUGUUAACCAUUGAUUUCUAACACUUUUGAUGGUAGUGAAAAAAGUUGCUCAUUUUUUCGUGGAGGCGAUUAUGUUUGGGCAUUUCAUUUUAUUUAAUAACUCCUACAAAUGCCUUAUUUCUGUACUACAAAUGACACCCUGCAGUAAACCCAAGUGCAUGUAAUCUACUUGAUGGAAAAUGUCGAUCCUCAACAAUUUUCCAUCAAUAAAUGUGUGCAUUGAAUACAGAAUUAAAACGUCACAUUUCUAUGUGCACCUUAAUUGCUGCUUAAUUCAUAACUAAGCUCAUGGCAUGUCUGUAAGUAAUCUCCUUAAAAAACUUCGAGCAGUAAAGGAAUAUGGAUUGUUUGAUCAACGUAAGAGGUAACCAUGGCAACCAUCAAGCUCUAGGUCUAUGAGGGAAUUUUACUUCAACUUGUUCUCUGGAGCACCUAUUUCUUUUAAGCUCUCAUUAUUCUAUAAAACACUUGUCAUCGUUUUAAUUCUUAAAUUACUUACUGAAGAAAUCAAGGUUUGCAUUACAGCAAACAGCAUCAUUGAUCAGAAAUCAUCAGUUUUUAACUUAAAGAAUAAUUUAAUUAUUUAACAGAGGUUCACAAACUUUAAACUUCCUUCUUCACUGAUUAACUUCCAACUUAUUUUACUGAUCAUUUAAUUUACAUAUUCUCACUGUUCCAUCAUGCCAAUUUUCAUCAAAAAUUAUUCUUGGCGCCAAACUCCUCUAUCUAUUAAUAUUCGUGUCCCACUAAAAGGAGCAAAAAAAUCUAAGAUUGAUAUUUUUAUGCUUGAUAAUUUCAUCAAGGUCAGUUAUCCACCAUUCCUCUUGGAAUUAUUUCUGGCUCACCCUGUUAAAUAUGAGGCGACUAAAUGCACGGUUAUUGACAAUGAACUUAUUUUUGAAAUCUGCAAAGAAGAAGCAAAAGAAUGGGAUAGUCUGGAGAUGAAGUUGACAAAGGAAGAGAAGUUAGAAAUGAAGACAAAAAUGAUCGAGAAGUCUCAAACAGAGGCCAUAAAAAGAGGGUCCCUAAAAACUCAAAGAAAGUCUGAGAGAGAGAAAUUUUCUAUCAAUGAACAAAUUAAACUAGAGACUAAAUACAUGACAACAAUUGACAAAGCUCGUCAGACAGAACGUGACAAAGCUAUUGAGAACUUUAAACAAUGGGAACAAGACUCAAUUAAAGUUGCAGUGAACAAAAAUGAUAUUUUCUCGGAUCAAGAUUUGAUGAAGGUGAACUCACAUCGACAGAAAAUUGAAAAAGCCAAAGGGAAAAAAGAGGAGGAAAACUUUGUACCUGUUGGAGAUUCUAAAUCAUUAGAUGGAGUUCAAGAAAAAAAAAGGAAUCCUCCUGAUCCUGAAAUUCGCAGUAUUGGUAGAAUUGACGUCCAAUUCACACCCCGUGAAUUCCCGACACCAUGUAGAGAAUCCAAACUUCCAGAGGAGGAAGAGUGGUUGCGAAAACAGGCAGAGGCAAGGAGAGCAGCAGGAUUUGUGUCAGAAGACUUGCGACCUGAGGAAUGUGAUCCACAGUGGCUGAAAGAAAAGGGAGACUCAUUUUUCAAGCUUGGCAAUUACCUAGGAGCUGUUAGUGCAUAUUCUCAUGGGAUCAAACUCAGUAAUAAAAUGGCAGCCUUAUAUUCCAACCGCUCUGCUGCACAUUUGAAACUAGGUAAUUUCCACAAGGCAGCGGAGGAUGCAUCUAAGGCACUUGACUUACUCCAGCCAGCCGUGGAGAUAAAUCGAGAAGCACGAGCCCAAGUGCAUGUGCGCCGAGGAAUGGCUCUUUGCAAACUUGGUUCAAUGAAAUACGGUCUGAUGGAUUUUGAGGCUGCCCUUAGACUUGUGCCUACGGAUGAUAAACUGCGCCAGGAUGUGGAAAAUAUUAAGCUUCAAAUUCAAAGAAAUUUUGAAAAUGACGGUGAAAUCACUGAUAUAGAAAUUUAAGCAACAGUUCUGUUACAAAGAUCUAUUGCCCAUCAUUACACAUAAGUUUUUUAAGUGAUGUUGA
This is a messenger RNA of Bemisia tabaci, 2842 nucleotides long. It is a transcript of the gene Dnaaf4, whose product is annotated as Dynein axonemal assembly factor 4. The record is from RefSeq and is a predicted model, not a curated record. Gene Ontology annotation, biological process: inner dynein arm assembly; outer dynein arm assembly; cilium movement. NCBI's taxonomy places the organism in Eukaryota, Metazoa, Arthropoda, Insecta, Hemiptera, Aleyrodidae. Gene Ontology annotation, molecular function: protein binding.